GUGUGUUUUCAGGGUUCAGGUGCCUGGGGAACAGUAACCCCAGAGCAACCAAGCCAGGGCCUGCUGGACCUCCUCCCACCUCUUCCCAUAUCAAGGCCCAGCAAGCAGGGUGGGAGCUGGUGAGCUUUCCAGUUGGCCCAGGCUUGGUUCCAGCAGCAGCGCUGCUUCUCCAGGCCCUAGGUUGCUCAGCUUCCCUCCUCACUUAGCAACCGGGAGUCUGUGGACGCCACCAAACAGCAACCGGGAGGCUGCAAGGAGCUGAGGAACCAGGGGAGGAGGAAGGGAGGUGCCCAGCCCAGGUACCCACGCUGCAGCAAAGCCACCGCUAGCCCGCAUCUGCACCUGCAGCGGGGUCGGAAAAGGAUUCUGCAAAAAUGAGCCAUUCUCACCCCGCUGGAUUACUUGCAACAUAUAAUAGCCUCACGGAUAAACACCUGGCUGGGUAUUUUAACAAUACCAGGAUCAGGCGGCACCUCCUAAGAUCCGGGCUGAUCACAAGGAGUGGAAGGAUACUUUCUGAAAAGGAGUAUAGAGUUAACAUCAUGAAGCAGGACCAACAGAAGUACAUCCGGGAGUGCUUAGCACGGGCCAUUUUCCACAAAGUCCUUGAUAUGGAGCGCCACCACCAGCUUGAAAUAAAAAAGAAACUGGAUACCUUAGCAAGGAAAGAACAGAUUCAGAGGCUGAAGGGAGAACACACAAGACGAUUUGUUGAGGAUAACACGCCCAUUCUGACUCCCCACCCCCCAGCUGGCCCAAAGACUCAUCGUGGCCAUAGCGUUCUGGCUGAGGAAGGAUAUUCUAGUCCAUUAGCACUGACAGCCCCUCGACCAUAUACUGCACCAGGAAAAAUGCAGCCUCCGAUUCGAUUGCAGCCUCUUCUCAGUCAUCGCACAACGAGAAAUAGUUCAAAGAUAACUUCAGGGUCCAAACCCAAAGCCUCAUUGCUGGAUGCUCCAUUUCCUAUUGGGGGCAAGAAGGCAAUGAUGAAGUUCAGGAACUACAUGGACUACUCCCAGAGGGAGGAGCGCUACCAACUUCCAAACAUUCACAGCUACCAGAUACCUGUUCACCUGACACCCCAGCCCCAAACAGCAAAGAACUUCAGGGAGAGCAGGUUGGAGCCUUGGAGGAGGAAGAAGCUGCGUCCCAUCACGGCUCCCAAUGGCCUAGAGCCUCUCUUCACCAGGGAUCCGGGAAGGAUUUAUAAAAUAGCACCACAUAGCAAUGCAGUUAUUACAAUGGCCUAUUUUGGAAAAAAUGUGCACCUAUCUUAUGAAGACACAGACUUCCGAGAUGAAAUCAAGAUUUACCAGCAGCACUGUGGAGGAGAGAACCUUUGUGUCUACAGUGGGAAACUUCUUGAGAAAGACACAUUUCAGUUCAUCUCCAAGCGGCACCAUGGCUUCCCCUUCAGCCUCACCUUCUUCCUGAACGGGAUCCAGGUGAACAGGCUCAGUUCCUGCUGCGAGUACAAGCACCGCCGGAGCUCGCGGCUCGGAGGCAAAAGAGGCUACUUUGGGUUUGUGUGUGUGGAGAAGGCAUCUCCUUGCUACAGGUGCAUUCUUGCAAUGGGCCUUGACAGAAAACCAACUUCUUCAGUGAAAUGUAGGAAGGAAAGGACCACUGAGAAAAAGGAGGAGUCACCAAAGAGGAGUCAGGGGAAACUAAGGAAAGACAGAGAUCACAUGACAUCAAGAAGAAGUGAGCUGGAGGGGAAAGAAACCUCCAUCUCAGCUGUGUGUUCAGUUGAGGAAAUAAAAUCAGGAGUCGGAGACGUGAGGACAGCUAUAGAGGAAAUGGAAUGGAAGGACAAGGAAGAACAGGAAGAGUGGGAAGACGACCAGGAAAGCACUGUUAAAUACGAGUAUGAAGAAGAUUUCGAAAUAGACGAGGAAAAACCGGAUGAGGGAGCCGACGACCAGAUGAGUGUAACAUCCAAGUCACCCUCUGAAGAUGAAAAUGAUAACGUGAUCCCUGAGCAGGCUAUGGGAAGCUCUUCAGGGCUGGCCCUAGAUGCCAGUGCUGGUGGGGACCACAAGGACGAUGAGUGCCCAGACAGUGAAGACGAUAAACAAGAUGUUAAAACCAUUUCACCGACCUCAUCUAGAAGUCACCCGUACUCCAGUGAAAGCGAGGAUGAGCUCACCGAGGCCGGCGUGGAAGCCCGCUCCGGAACCAGUGCAGGAAGCUCCCAGACUUCCUCGUCUCACGACCUACAGGAACAUGACCAAAAAAAACCCCACUUUCCAGGCGAGGAGUCAUUGGAAGCCGAGAUCGAAGAGCAAGAAAUCACAAAAACAGAUGCGGAUAAAGAACCUCUGUCGACAGAGGCCAGCUAUACUCACAUUACUGAGGAAGAACCAGUGAAGGAAACCCAAGAGUUUACGAAGAGUGAAAACGAGAAUUUCAGGCAGCCUGCUUCUCCAGAGGCAAAUGCUAAGAGUCCACUCCAGGGCGAAGGUGCAGCUAUGGAGGAGGACAGAAAAGCGGGCCUCCUUGAGGUGGAAGAAGAGGUUGGACAGAUAGCAGGUGAUGCCCAGGCCCCUGUCCAUGACCGCUCUAAUGCUGCAUCUGGAUUUAGCACCGCAGAGGGCAGAGUGAUGGCCAUGAGGAAACCAGAGGCCCCUUUGGACAGAGUGGAAAAGGAAGGAAGAGCCAUGAGCUCAAAUGAGCACCCCAAGCAAGCUGCACACGAGGUGUGCACGCUGAAGGAAGAAGCCAUGGAGAAAGAUGGAUUUUCCCAGUCUGGGGAUGCCGACUUCUACGUGGGACUGAAGGAGGAAGCAGGGAUGGAGGGAGGUGACGCCUACCAUACCCAGGAUGCUGAUAUGAAUGUGGGACUGAGGGAGGAAGCCCAUGUUGCAGAUGUUCCCUUAGGGGAGAGGAGCCCCACAGGAGAGCAGCCAGCACCAGCAAAAGAGUCUACAGGGAGAGUGGAACAUUUUCUGAGCAUAGAUAAUGAGGCAGAGGCAGGCACAGAAGGGAGUAGCAGGCUUAGAGAGGAGCAGUUAAUGCCCACAGGAAAAGUAGCAGCGGGCAGCUCUGUGUUUCUAACUGUAGACCAAACUCUGGACAGGCAGAGGGAUGUGGAUUCCACCAGGAAGGCCUUGCUGCAGACAGCGAUGGAAAAAGAACAGCCAGUGUCUGAAGGGGAGCAAGAACUGGAGGAGGCAGCACUCACAGACAGCACAAAGCUCAGCCCAGGGACUCUUGGGGACACAGCAGUUCUGAAAGAAGCAGGGCUUUCUGAAGUUGAGGCAGAGAGGAAGGUGGGUUCCUCCAAACAGGUGGAGGAACAAAGCAAAGAGGGAGCUCUUACAGAGUUAGAGGGCAUGGGGUCUAUAGCGGACACAGCACCAGAGAGAGAGGACAGUUCUGAAGUGGAAAUUCUUGGGGGACAUAAAGCAGCCAUGGAGAGGGAGGAUGUUCUGGAAGCUGAAGCACCCUUGAGCUCCUCAAGAGGAGAGGUGUGGGCAAACCCCAGGGAGGUUUGCCAGGGCAACCAUGAGGGACUCUGUAAGGCAGACAUAGCAAGGGAGGGAGUCAUAGCUGACACAGAACUCACCCUGCAACAGGAUCUGCAAGCAGUGCUCCCUGGGGAAUUAGCUGCAGCUGGAGACAUGGAGAAAGCUGAGAGGCCCCCGGUACCUCUGAGGGAAACUGGAUCUGAAAGAGAAGAGGUGACUGAGGCCACUGUGCUGAAGCCAGAAGACCUGUUAAAAGAGCAAAAAGCUGAAGGGGAGGAGGAGGGAACGGAGGUGAGUUUUGAGAAAGAGGCCCGGGCAUCUCCUGAUGAGAGGAAGGCUGAUGCUCAGGAGGCAGAAUCUACAUCCACAACUGAGCUGGGUGAGGCGACAAGGCUUCUAGGAGAGCCACCCAAGCAAGAAAUAGUCGCCUUGCUUGAAGCAACACUUCACCUUGGAAAACCGCUGGAAGAGAGUGAGGCCACAGAGUAUAAGAGACAAGAAGGGCUGCCAAGCCAGCAGAGUGAGGCUAUGUCUCAGCCCUUCAGGGUGCCCAACCAUGAUGGAGAGGGGCUGAUAGAAGCUCCUGGACCUGAGCCAGCAGACAAAGCUCUGCCACCAGAGAGCUUUUCCACAGCGGGAAGUGAAGAGUGGCCUUCUGAGGAGCUAGACAGUCAUGCUGAAGUAGAGAGAUUGGAUGGAGGCAGGCCUUUGCAAGUGCAAGGAGGGGACAUCAUGAAAGUGACCCAGGGAAAUCUUCUUGAGGAAAGGCUCACCAAGGCUGGGCUGUUCAGCAGAGAAGCUGAGGGGGCGAAGCUCCAGGAAGAGCAGGAUGGGGCUAGAGAGAGCCCUCCAGGGACACAACCUGACAGCCUCACUGGGCAGAGCGGGGCCAUGGGAGGAGACACAGUUGAGGCUGAGGAGGGUCUGCAGACAGGAGGACUUGAAGAAACAGCUGCAGCACAGGGGAUGGUAUCCACAGAGUCUGAGUCAGCUGGUGGGGAUUCCGAGGCUUCCUCCUCUGCAGAUGCCCGGAAGGAAACCUGGGGCACAGCAGGAGAGACUCCAGGAGAAUCAGCAGCUGAAGAAAGGGCAGUGGCUGAGGACAUGGCACCAGGAACCACCAAGGAGAAGGCUCGAGAAGUGCAGGACUCAAGGCCAGGGAAGGGUAGAGAGGCAGGGGACACGGAGGCUUUUCAGCAUGCAGGUACAGCUGGGGAGGAGGCAGGGACAAGGCUGCUGGAUGCCGGACAACAAGCAGGAGCAGCUGAAGUGUUCAGAGGCUCAGUGUCUCAGAGAGCGUUGGAGCUUAGCAGAGCUUGUCUAGAGGCAGCACCUCCCAGGAAGCUGGAUUUCUCCAGAACCCAGCAGAAUCCCCUGGAGAAACUGCAAGGAGAACAUGAGGGUGCAGAUAUUCCUGUGACCACAGCUGAGUAGGAGAUUCCAUGAUGGCUGGCAGGCGUCGGUGUGGUUGUUUGCACGGGUCUCCUCCUGCAGGGUGGGCUUCACUGGUGUGUGCUGCAUGCCUUACAGGCAGCCUUCAGUUCCGUGCUGCUCAGCCCCAGGCUGGCCUGAAGGGUCUGGUGGACAUAGGGAAGGGGCUAAAGCACAGUAGGCUGACCAGCUCUCUGUGAUCCUUCAUUCAUGUCCCAUCUUUGUAAGCGGGGUUCCCUGAAGUGAGGUUGGUGUGUCUCACAGGACCCAGGAGAAACACACACAACAUACAGAGAAGGGGGACAUUGAGGAGCUGGGGCAGGAGAAAGAUUAUGACUCAAAUACAUUAUGUGAGAAUUAAAAAAAAAAAAAAAAAAAGAUACAGAAAAGAAUGUGUCCUCAGCUCCAGGCCCAGAAACAAAGGGUUACAAAUCGCUUCCAUAUUACCUUUCUUUCACACACAUAUAAAAUCCACACCCCCAACUCCUCCCACCACUCUAGAGUUUUGAAGGAUGAAAUAAAGCUUACCUGUGGCCAUUUAAUCUUGAACUGCUUCUGUGCUUUUACCUCUGAUGUAUUAUAAGUGUAUGUUUAAUAAGUGUACGUGUUCUAUGAAUAGGUUACAAAUACUGUAUAUAUAGUUAAUAUACAAUGUUUAGAUACCUACUUUUUCAAUAGUGUAAGCAAACACCAAAAUAUAUGUAUUUUCCAUAUUCUGUGUUUCUGAGAGAGCAGCACAUCAUUAGUGCCUAGUCUAUUAUUUUGAGUGAUUUUAUCACAGUGCUACUUUUUUUUCUUUCCAGAUAUUGUGAAACUGUCUUGGUUAAGCCGUCUUUGGUUAGCAGUGGCAGAGUGGCAACAGACUGAGUUAGGCUCCUCACCAGGAGUUUAGGUUUUCUUUUAACUCUCUCCUAGCCUGUGUUGGUCUCAAUCUGUAGGCACUGGUCAGUAGGUUAGUAACUAAGGCUCAGGAAGAUUUGCGCUCUAGGGAGAUGUGGCCCCAGACAGAGAACUUGGGGGCUGGGGGGCAAGGGGAUUAAACUGUACACAGACAGGGUGUCUAUGUUUAAAUCAAAGUGAUGUAUUUUUCAAAUAUUUGACUUUUACCAAAGAUUACCAGAAAGUGAACCCUGAUGGCUUAGUUUUGUUGAAGUUGCUUUUCAUUUAGUAAGUAAAUAGUACUCCCAAUUUCUUGCAUGGGGAUUGUGUCUUAACCACCUGGUAUUUGGAAAUUCACUGUCUCUUGGAAAUGUUCAUGGUUCUUAUUUACACCUGAGGGUGUGGUGGGUAGAGGAAACCUUUCUGAAAAUGCCCUCUGUAUGUGUCUGUAUUUGGUUUUCUCUGUAGACUAGAAAAGCGUGGCUCUCAGCACUUUGUCUUUGGGAGAGAUAUCUACCAGUCUGCUCAAAUGUAAAUGAAAUCAGUAUAUAAUCUGGGUAACAGUGAGGAGGGUGAUGACUGCAAUGGGAAGAUGUGGUCCAACAUGUCCUCCAUUCUCUGUACCUGACAUCAUCCUGAAGCUCAGCAGCCCACACUCCCACCCUAGCUCUGUUGUUUCAAGCCCUAGCUGCCCCGAAGCUCACAUUGAGGCAGCAGUCACAGCCACUGUCCUGAUGGUUCCCUAUGUUAUUUCCUAGUCCCAGCUUAUCCUGUUCUGGGGCUGGGUCUCCUUGAAGACAUCUACAGACCAUGCUUCAAUGCUCACACUGUUGACCCCAUUCUACAAGGGAGCAAUUGUCUAGCCAGGAGGGGACGCAGCCUUUCAUGUGGGCCCUUUUAAGACUGAACUCAUUCUCCAACGCAAAACUUCAGUUAUAUCUGGUUUUAAAUGAACCUAAGCAUCAAUAGUCAACAUUUUACUUGAUUCUAAAAUGUAGCCAAGGUUGAGAACCCCUUCUCCAAGCCACCUGACAGUCAUGCUGUCUGCCAUCUGCUCUGUGUUGCUACUGUCAAGGUGUCCUGCUACUACAGAUGGUUUUCAUUUUGACGAACAGUGGAGCUUUUUGAUAAACACUGAUGCACCAGAGCAGACUUACUGGAACUGAGAGUGCAUGGGCCAUUUUAUCACAAAUGUUAUCACCUGGAACUGACCACCUGCUCUCAUAAUUAGAAACUGCAUAGAGUGCUGGGCGUGGUGGGAGGGGCAGGGCCACAAACUGUGGUUCUACCAAACUGUGGGGGGUGAUUCUAAAGUAUUCCAAAGCAUGAUGCUGUUCAGAUAGAUCACUGGUUACAGUGAGUUCUGGCUGGAAACAGAUUGCAGCAGCAUUGCCAAGUUCAUCUUGGUCUCCUUGACUUUUCUGAUCCGAAUGUCCUCCUGUGUUGUGAAAAGGAGAUGGUGACCACCAUAAAACUGCUGAAUCCACCCUUCAGUUCACUUCAGUGUGACUGUAUGGAGUGUAUUUGGAAGACUUUCCUCUCCUCGUGGAGGAGGAACAAGUCAUUGAAAUCUGGCCUUAGUCUCCCUGCCCUGUGCUCUGUUCUGUGCCUGGAUCUUUUCUAGUCCCAUCAGCAUACUGUGACCUCUACAGGACUUCCCUGGUGUUAUUCCCCCCCAGGCCACACAGCACUUUAAACACAGCGCUGAAGAAAAAGGCUGCAAGCUCCUUAAUCACUUUGAAAAAUGAGCUUUGUACAAUGUGCUAAAUGGAAACUGCAUUGGAUUAUUUUUGUAUUUAACACCUUCCAUCAUCCAGGCCUAUAGCAGAAUCUAUAAUCUGCAUGUGGGUUUAACUGUGAAAUUCAGUGUUGUGAUGUUUUGAUUGAGUAAACUUUAUCUUUGCAAAUAUUACAUCAAUAAAAUUAUGUUUAGUGAAACUG
Messenger RNA from Meriones unguiculatus (Mongolian gerbil), 7721 nucleotides. It is a transcript of the gene Erich3, whose product is annotated as glutamate rich 3. Lineage: Eukaryota; Metazoa; Chordata; Mammalia; Rodentia; Muridae. Bases 375 to 4904 code for a protein of 1509 amino acids. The transcript has 14 exons. The record is from RefSeq and is a predicted model, not a curated record.